AUGGCCUACGUACCAGGCCUCACUCUCCCGGCCUCCAUCUUUUCAAGUGCUCCCGUUUCGAUCCUUCUUCCCCUCGGACUAGGCCUUGGAUCCGGCCUUGUAUCACAACCUGGAAAGAUGACCCUAAAGAAUUUCUCGGAUCCUGCUGCGAAAGAGCGAGGAAAGUUCAGGACCGCACAAGAACAGUACAUGGUUUUGAAGCACCCACCUUUCAGACCUCCGCCUUGGGUCUUCGCCCCAGCUUGGGCAACUUUGUACUCGAUGAUGGGAUAUACCGCUCACCGAGCUUGGACAAUGGGGAUGUCCAGCAUGAAUCCUCAGACGGUCGAGAACACGCGAAGAGGUGCUACCCUAUACACUAUCCAACUUGGUUUGAACGUCAUUUGGAUGCCUCUCUUCUUCGGUUUGGGUAGGCCCAUUGAAGCUAUGUUAGAUAUUGUCACUUUGACUGGGCUAGUCGGCUAUCUGACUUAUAUCUGGAAUAAAGUUGACACAAAGGCCUCCUACUUUAUGGCACCAUAUCUCGCCUGGUUGGGUUUUGCGACAUACUUGACCGCUGGAACGGGUUAUCUAAACGGCUGGACGAGAAAGAAUAAAGAAGAAAACGAAGAGGGCUCCGAAAAGAAAGAAUCAUGA
Molecule: messenger RNA, 636 nt
Organism: Rhinocladiella mackenziei CBS 650.93
Lineage: Eukaryota; Fungi; Ascomycota; Eurotiomycetes; Chaetothyriales; Herpotrichiellaceae
Exons: 1
Coding region: 1-636 (211 amino acids)
Cellular component (GO): mitochondrial outer membrane
Source: RefSeq, a predicted model, not a curated record